Molecule: messenger RNA, 1908 nt
Organism: Gloeophyllum trabeum ATCC 11539
Lineage: Eukaryota; Fungi; Basidiomycota; Agaricomycetes; Gloeophyllales; Gloeophyllaceae
Product: MBOAT-domain-containing protein
Exons: 11
Coding region: 303-1799 (498 amino acids)
Biological process (GO): ergosterol metabolic process
Cellular component (GO): endoplasmic reticulum membrane
Molecular function (GO): ergosterol O-acyltransferase activity
Source: RefSeq, a predicted model, not a curated record
CCGCAACUGCGGAUCGCGUGUCUGCAUCUGUGUCUUCCGAGGUUGAGCUAUCCGCGAGGGAGGAAAAGAUUCUGAAGCAUGCGAACGACAAUUUACGACCAGAGUCAAAUCGGACAGACAGCGGGGGGUUCAAGACCAAAGACGGCACGUUCUACGUGUCUAAACCUUUCACGACUCAUUCGCCCCGGAGGAAGCGGAAAGCAGUGAUCACGUUCGUCCCGCGCAAGUCAACCUUUGACACGACGAAUGAGCAGUCCGGCACGAACGAGUUUCGGGGUUUCUUCUCCCUCUUUUGGAUAUCCAUGUUCCUGUUCACAGUUCGGACAUAUGUUCGCAGCAUAGAGACCCAUGGCGCACCCCUCAACCUCAGGUUCGCAAGCAUGUUCUCCCAGGAUGCCAUCACCCUUGCAAUAAGCGAUGCCGUGCUCGUCCUGAGCACAGGGCUCUGCGUGCCUUUCGCGAAGAUGAUAGCGAAGGGGUGGAUCAACUACUACUGGACGGGGCUGGUUAUCCAGCAUGUGUGGCAGACGCUGGUGUUAGCCAUAGCCGUGAAGUGGACGUUCGAUCGGCAAUGGCCAUGGGUCCAGUCCGGAUUCUUGACUCUCCACACCUUAGUCAUGAUAAUGAAAAUGCACUCCUAUAUGACCGUGAACGGCUACCUCUCGUACCUAAGCUCGCAAUCCCAGAUCAUCCUCGACGAGCUCAAGGAAGCAACGGCACGCGUCGGGGGCUGGGACGCUGCCCUCGCGCAGGCCAAGGCCCGGCGGGAGGCCGAAGCCUCCAAGGAGGACGAGGCGACCACGGGGUCCACCACGCCCGAUCUGAGCGCCAUCCCCGCGACGCCUGACGGGGCGCAACGCGAAGUCGUCGACGCGUCUGCCGCGAACGUCCUUCGCAAGCGCCUCGUCGCGGCGCAGAAGACCGCGGAGCGCUCGGGCAUCCCCGUGUCCUCGACUGUGGAGUCGUCGACGACGCUCGCAUCUGCAGUGCCCUCGGGGAAGCCCGGCCCGCAUCCGCUUGUUGACCACCCGGACGAGGAGAUCGCGGCGCUUGCGAAGGAGUAUUCGGAGAUCCAGAGUGAACUGGUCAGCUCUGGGCCAGAGUAUGUCAAGUGGCCGGAGAAUAUCACGUUCAAGAAUUUCGCUGUGUACCAGUUGAUACCCACUUUGGUCUAUGAACUUGAGUAUCCGCGUACUGAUAGGAUCCGACCGCUGUACGUCUUUGAGAAGACCGUAGCCACGUUCGGCACAUUUGCGCUAUUGUAUACCAUCACGGAAACGUUCAUCCUACCAAUGACCCCUCGCGCUUCGGGCCAAUCGUUUGCGCGCUCGUUACUGGAUUUGGCCCUGCCUUUCAUGAUUGCUUACCUCUUACUAUUCUACAUUAUCUUUGAAUGCAUAUGCAACGGAUUUGCUGAACUGAGCUACUUUGCCGAUCGUCAAUUUUACGAAGACUGGUGGAACUCCACAUCAUGGGACGAGUUCUCUCGCAAAUGGAACAAACCAGUGCAUACCUUCCUCCUGCGCCACGUCUAUGCAGAGUCCUCGUACAGGGUGUCAAGGUCCAGCGCCAUGUUUAUCACUUUCCUCCUAAGUGCUGCCGUCCACGAGAUGGUCAUGGCGAUCGUCACGCAAAAGAUCAGAAUGUACCUAUUUUUCCUUCAGCUUAUUCAGAUCCCGUUGAUAUACCUCGGCCGGCUGCCUGCCAUCAAGCGAAACAAGCUCCUCGGGAAUGUCGUGUUCUGGUUGGGUCUGUAUGCCGGUUUCCCGCUGCUUUGUGUCGGGUAUCUGGCGUACUAGUCUGAGGAUGCAUUGGUGACGUUGUUGCUAGUAUCAUAAUGUCCAUAUUAAUUCUCCCCUGCGUAAUCGAGUGGUUUAGGUUGGAUCGCGCGUAAGGGGAGGCUCCCUC